Molecule: messenger RNA, 2038 nt
Organism: Diceros bicornis minor
Lineage: Eukaryota; Metazoa; Chordata; Mammalia; Perissodactyla; Rhinocerotidae
Gene: AHCYL2
Product: adenosylhomocysteinase like 2
Exons: 17
Coding region: 36-1871 (611 amino acids)
Biological process (GO): L-methionine cycle
Cellular component (GO): cytosol
Source: RefSeq, a predicted model, not a curated record
AGGAGUGUGAGCCGGCGAUUGCAGCGGAGGCGGUGAUGUCGGUGCAGGUCGUGUCAGCAGCGGCUGCCGCGAAGGUGCCUGAGGUGGAGCUGAAGGACCUGAGCCCCUCCGAGGCGGAGCCGCAACUGGGACUGAGCACGGCGGCCGUGAGCGCCAUGGCCCCCCCGGCGGGCGGCGGGGACCCUGAGGCUCCAGCUCCCGCCGGGGAGCGGCCCCCGGCCCCUGGCCCGGCCUCGGGGCCCGCCGCCGCUCUCAGCCCCGCCGCUGGGAAAGUGCCUCAGGCGUCGGCCAUGAAGCGGAGCGACCCUCAUCACCAGCACCAGCGGCACCGCGACGGCGGCGAGGCCUUGGUCAGCCCCGACGGCACCGUCACCGAGGCGCCGCGCACAGUCAAGAAGCAGAUCCAAUUUGCUGACCAGAAACAAGAAUUCAACAAACGUCCCACCAAACUUGGACGUCGCUCUCUGUCUCGUUCCAUUUCUCAGUCAUCUACUGACAGCUAUAGCUCAGCGGCUUCAUAUACAGAUAGCUCUGAUGAUGAGACAUCUCCCAGGGACAAGCAGCAAAAGAACUCCAAGGGAAGUAGUGACUUCUGUGUCAAGAACAUCAAACAGGCAGAGUUUGGACGAAGAGAAAUUGAAAUUGCUGAACAAGAAAUGCCGGCACUGAUGGCUUUGAGGAAGAGAGCUCAAGGAGAAAAACCUUUGGCUGGAGCCAAGAUUGUGGGUUGCACACACAUCACUGCUCAGACUGCUGUGCUUAUGGAAACUCUAGGUGCUCUGGGGGCACAGUGCCGAUGGGCUGCCUGCAACAUCUAUUCCACUCUCAAUGAAGUGGCUGCUGCUCUAGCAGAAAGUGGAUUUCCUGUCUUUGCCUGGAAAGGAGAGUCAGAAGAUGACUUUUGGUGGUGCAUUGAUAGAUGUGUGAAUGUGGAAGGCUGGCAGCCGAACAUGAUCUUGGAUGAUGGAGGGGAUCUUACUCACUGGAUUUAUAAGAAGUAUCCCAACAUGUUUAAGAAAAUCAAGGGCAUAGUAGAGGAAAGUGUUACUGGAGUCCAUAGGCUGUACCAGCUAUCCAAAGCUGGGAAGCUGUGUGUUCCAGCCAUGAAUGUCAAUGACUCAGUCACCAAACAGAAAUUUGACAACCUCUACUGUUGCCGUGAAUCAAUUCUUGAUGGACUUAAAAGGACAACAGACAUGAUGUUUGGUGGAAAGCAGGUGGUGGUUUGUGGCUAUGGAGAGGUAGGGAAGGGGUGCUGUGCUGCCUUAAAAGCCAUGGGCUCCAUUGUGUAUGUAACUGAGAUUGACCCCAUCUGUGCUCUUCAAGCCUGUAUGGAUGGAUUUCGACUGGUGAAAUUAAAUGAGGUCAUCCGACAAGUGGAUAUUGUAAUUACCUGUACAGGUAACAAGAAUGUGGUAACCAGAGAGCACUUGGAUCGCAUGAAGAAUAGCUGCAUCGUUUGUAAUAUGGGACAUUCCAACACGGAGAUUGACGUGGCGAGUCUGCGGACACCGGAACUGACCUGGGAGCGAGUGAGAUCUCAAGUUGACCAUGUAAUAUGGCCUGACGGCAAGAGGAUAGUAUUGCUGGCAGAGGGCCGUCUGCUGAAUCUAAGCUGCUCCACAGUGCCUACAUUUGUGCUUUCAAUCACCGCUACUACUCAGGCUCUUGCCUUGAUAGAGCUUUACAAUGCUCCUGAGGGUCGCUAUAAGCAGGAUGUCUACUUGUUGCCCAAGAAAAUGGAUGAGUAUGUGGCGAGCCUACACCUGCCCACCUUUGAUGCCCACCUGACAGAGCUGACAGAUGAACAGGCCAAGUACCUGGGACUCAACAAGAAUGGGCCCUUCAAGCCUAAUUACUACAGGUAUUAAGUUCCUGUAACUCAAGCCAGAAGAAGUUUUAAGGACUAGAACUCCAAGUCUUUUCUCCACUCCUAUACAGGAAAGAACCCAAGCUGCUUCUCUAAUCAGCUGCCUGCCGUGCUCACCCUAUAUGUUAGGUUAUUUAUUUAUUAAAAUCUAGAAUCCUGUGCCUGCCA